Molecule: messenger RNA, 3888 nt
Organism: Dracunculus medinensis (Guinea worm)
Lineage: Eukaryota; Metazoa; Nematoda; Chromadorea; Rhabditida; Dracunculidae
Source: the annotation of a GenBank genome assembly
AUGGGCAAUCCACCGUCCCGAGAUGGCAGUAAUCCAGGCUCUAAUUUGCCUCCUUCUGGACAAGGUGGUCAGGAUCCAGAAAAAAGAAAGCUCAUUCAGCAACAGCUUGUUCUUUUGUUGCACGCACAUAAAUGUCAACAGCGGGAAAGAAGUGGUGGGGAUAAUGGGCGCUCAGCAUGUACUUUGCCACAUUGUUCCACUAUGAAAGAAGUGCUUACACAUAUGACAUCACAUUUUAAUAUUGCCAAAAUCAUAUCGCACUGGAAAAAUUGUGUACGCGAGGAUUGUCCAGUAUGUAAACCGCUGAAGAAUAUCCAAAACACAUCUGGAGCAGAUCGUCGUCCAGUCGUGAACCAAGUCCCAGAAUGCGAUCCGUUCAGAUCACCCAAUCCUCCUAAUAAAAUUCUGAGCGGCAAGAAUACUGACGCUGAUGCCAUAAGAUCACUGCCACCGCCCGAUGCUCCAGCAGUUGGCAAAGAAUGGCAUGCUAGCGUUACGAGAGAUCUUCGAAAUCAUUUAGUAGGAAAACUUGUGCGUGCAAUCUUCCCUGCUCCUGAUCCUCAUGCUAUGGCUGAUCAACGAAUACGAGAUUUAAUAUGUUAUGCUAGAAAGGUUGAAAAAGAUAUGUUCGAAAUGGCAAAUGACCGGGAAGAGUAUUAUCAUCUGUUGGCUGAGAAGAUCUACAAAAUUCAAAAGGAAUUGCAAGAAAAAAAGCAUAAAAGGAUGAGCGAUCAAAAUAUGUUAAGCGCUACUCAGACCUCCCAGCUUUGUCAGUUUUUUUCUAAAUUGAGAUUUUCGCUUUUUAGGUAUUGUAAUGCUAGAAUAUCUAGAAAUAUAAUUGUGUUCGAUGCGAAUGAGCUGCGUAGUUAUUUGAAACCAAUUUUAGAAAGGAUACAUAAAAUGGAUGAAUCUAUUCCUUUUCGAAUACCUGUUGAUCCUGUUAUACUUGAGAUUCCGGAUUAUUUUGAUAUCGUCAAGAAACCAAUGGAUCUACAAACAAUUGGCACUAAGUUAGAUACGGGUUUAUAUAAUAAUCCACGGGAAUUUUGUGAUGAUAUGUGGUUAAUGUUUGAAAAUGCAUGGACUUACAAUCGUAAAAAUUCUAAAGUUUACAAAUUUUCGACUAAGCUUAGCGAAUUCUUCGCUGAAGAAAUCAAUCCUGUAAUGCAAAAAAUGGGUUACUGUUGUGGCAAUAAACUUUCUUUUACUCCAUUAGCACUUUUUUGCUACGGGCAGUCAAUGUGCACUAUAGCUCGAGAUCAGCCAUACAUGGUCUAUGAAAAUAGUACUUCACAAUUCAAUGUCGUAGUAAAUGAGCGAUAUACUUAUUGUUUGAAGUGUUUUGAAUCAUUGCCGGAGGCUGGAAUAAAUUUGAGCGAUAAUCCGAAUGAUACGGCUAAUAUGGUACCUAAAUCGAAAUUUAAAUUAAUGAAAAAUGACCAAAUCGACCACGAACCGCUAGAGAAAUGCAAAUUUUGUUAUCGUAAUAUACAUCGGAUUUGUGCCAUAUAUAAUAAAUUGGUUUUUCCUGAUGGAUUUAUUUGUGAUGCAUGUCGAAAGGAGAGAAAUUUGACUGCACCAGAAAAUCGAUUUACUGCUAAAAAGCUUCCUCACUGUAAUUUAUCGAAGUUUGUUGAAGAGAGGGUGAACAAAUUCUUAAGAAGCAAUCCAAUGGUGAUCAUACGCGUAUUGUGCGCGACAGAUAAAGAAGUCGAAGUAAAGACACUUAUGAAGGCGAAAUAUGGUGCGCUAGGUUUUCCGGAAAAAUUUCCAUAUCGAUCUAAAGCCAUUUUUGCAUUUGAAGUUAUUGACGGUGUAGAAGUAUGUUUUUUCGGUCUUCAUGUGCAAGAAUACGGAAGUAAUUGUCCAGCGCCUAAUCAAAGGCGAGUUUAUAUCGCGUAUUUGGAUUCGGUCAAUUUCUUCCAACCGCGAGCAAUACGUACAGAUGUAUAUCAUGAGAUUCUCUUGGGUUAUCUUCAGUAUGCUAUGCUUAUGGGUUAUACUAUGGCGCAUAUAUGGGCGUGCCCUCCUUCUGAGGGUGAUGAUUACAUUUUUCAUUGUCAUCCUCCUGAUAUGAAGAUUCCUAAACCAAAGAGGCUACAAGAUUGGUAUAAAAAAUUGUUGGAGAAAGGUAUAGCAGAAAAUAUAGUAUUCUGCUUCAAGGAUAUAUAUAGACAGGCACGAGAUGAUAAUCUGCUCACCCCUAUGGCUUUACCGUAUUUCGAAGGGGAUUUUUGGCCAAAUGUUAUUGAAGAUUGUAUUCGUGAAGUUGAGAAUGAAGAGCAAGAGCGUAAACAUGAUGAUGAACAUGAUGCUUUUGGUUCAACGGAUGGUGGAAAAAGUAGCAAGAAAAAUAUGAAGAAUAAUUUGAAAAAGAACAUGAAAAGCAAGAAAAAAAUUUGUUCGAUAACUGGUGACGAGGUUACUGAUAAAUUAUAUAGCAAUUUCGACAAACAUAAAGAAGUUUUCUUUACAAUCCGUCUUAUGUCACCGCAAUCGGAACUUACUGCUCAAAACUCCGAAAUAAAGGACCCUGAUGGAAUAUAUAAUUGUGAUUUAAUGGAUGGUCGUGAUACAUUUUUAACACGAGCACGCGAUGAACACUGGGAAUUUUCGUCAUUAAGGCGUGCCAAAUAUUCGACUAUGUGCUUUUGUCAAGCAUUGCACACCCAAGAUAAAAGCCAAGGCCUAUCUUACACUUGUAAUAAAUGUCAAAAAGCAGCUCACUGGCAUUGUAACACUUGCGAGGACUUUGAUCUCUGCAAUCAGUGCUAUCAGUUAUCGAGACACGAACAUGAUCUGGAGAAAGUUAGUGUUUUAGUGGAGGUCAAUGAGGAUCGUCCAAAUUCCUCUGCUGGACGUUUGGAAAGUAUUCAGCGGUGUAUUCAAUCUUUGGUUCAUGCGUGUCAAUGCCGUGAUGCUAAUUGUCGUCGUCCAUCUUGUAAGAAUAUGAAACGUGUGGUAAUGCACGCAAGAUCGUGCAGAAAGCGCUCGAGUGCAACAUGUCCAAUUUGCAAACAGUUAAUCGCAUUAUGUUGUUAUCACGCUAAACAUUGCGAUGGUAAUGCUUGCAGUGUGCCAUUCUGCUCGAAUAUUCGCAAAAAACUUCAAGAUCAGAAACGUUCCAUGACACGACGAGCUGAUAUGUUGAUGAGGCGACGAAUGGAUAUGCUUCAAGCUGGAAGUAGUGCUAGCACCACCAAUAGUGUCACAUCGACUCAAAGUGAUUUUAAAAAUUUAUUUCAAAUGAAAAACAAUGGAAUGCAAAGACAGUCUAUCAAUCCACAAAGCCAGCAGUCGGCACCGCAAACACUGAAUCCUCCUCCAUAUAUCCGAGCUGGACCUCAACAAGGCGGGUAUGGUAUUUCUGGGCCGAGUCCAUCAACACCAUAUGGUGGAACUGGUCAGUCUAUGAUUAUAAAUCAAACAUCGAUUCAGCAAGGUCCGCAAUUCGUGACUCAACCACAUGAACAGCAUCAGUUGCAAAUUAUAUUGGAAAGAUUAAAGAAUGCUCGCACACCAGAAGAAAAAGAACAGGUUUUCGGCGAUCUCAAAAAGAUGCCCCAUCUUUUUGCUGCAUUCAUUAAAAUGAAAGGGAAUGGGGAUCUUAGCCAGCAAGGAAACCAGUGGCAGCAACAAAGUACAAUAAGUCCACAGACUCAACAGUUUUAUCAGCAGCAAACAAAUAACCCACAAAGUGGGCAGACACAACAGCAGAGAGGAGCAACUAGUCAGUAUCCAUUGAUUUCUCAGUCGCAAGUAUCAAAUGCCUCAACGGGUCAAGCCCAACCACAGUGGCAGCAGCAAUUUCAACGAAAUCCUGUGAGUCCAGCAAUGCAACAGCAAUUUAGCCAGGUUUCUUUUCACUUAAAUUUUCAUUUUAAUUGA